UGGCCUUCCAUAUUAUCAGCGCGAUAGCCUUGAUACUGCAAAAGUAGAAAAACUACCAUGACUAACCCAUCGAACACCCCACCAUCUGGCAUUGGGAGAUCUGCCAAGAACGCAUUAGUGCCGUCAUCGACUACCCAGGGUCGAUCUAUCAGCCAUAUGGAAUCGCAGCUGUAUCAUCUGAGCAAACCAAUCUGAGCCCCGAUGGCGAUGACAAGUCGAUCUCGUCUCAGCGCAUUAGAAUGCGAGACAGAAUUCGCCAUUUUUUCCAGCCAGAUAAAUCGGAAGUAAAAAACGUCAAGACUCAAGCUGCUAGACCCGAGAGAAAGAUCCACCAUGCCCGAGCUUCCAGCAUCGGGGCUCGAGAUGACAUUGACUAUAUGGGCUCCAGCAUCAAAGUCAGCAGCCCUGAAAUUGGGACAGACCUCACGAACGUAAUGACAGCGGCUCGCUUGCAUGUUUUCUCCGAGAAUAUAAGCCUAACACCCACCAGCGUUGCGGUACCAAAGCUUGGUGCACGCAUCGACACUACAUCCCAACUUGCCUUUUGCAUCAGCCUUCUCUCCAGGAACCUGGCUUUGUCCCCGCACAGCGAAGGUUUCGAGGGAGCUUCCGAUCAAACAAAGGAAGCCUGGCAGUAUAUGUCUACCGAUAGUGCACAUCGCGUGUGGGUCGAUGCCAUUGAGCAGAAUCCAGUCGAACAGGACCAUAUCCGCUGGCUCGCUACCCGAAGGAUAGGGGAAUUCGCCAAGGCCACCCUUUAGGCUUCAGGCAAAGAUACUUUACCGCUCAUGGAGGAGGUCAAGGAGUUCCUGGACAGUGACCGACAGGUUUUCUUGGUGCUGGGCGAUUCAGGAUCAGGAAAAUCGACAUUCAAAAGACAUCUUAAGCCCAAGCUAUCGAAGAAGUACAAGCAGGGGCGAGGGACUCGGAGGAGGCGCAGAGGCAUUGGC
This is a messenger RNA of Gamsiella multidivaricata, 950 nucleotides long. RefSeq lists its product as uncharacterized. The coding region runs from base 240 to 761 and encodes 173 amino acids. Lineage: Eukaryota; Fungi; Mortierellomycota; Mortierellomycetes; Mortierellales; Mortierellaceae. The transcript has 2 exons. The record is from RefSeq and is a predicted model, not a curated record.